This is a messenger RNA of Cynocephalus volans (Philippine flying lemur), 3129 nucleotides long. RefSeq names its product septin 4 (gene SEPTIN4). NCBI's taxonomy places the organism in Eukaryota, Metazoa, Chordata, Mammalia, Dermoptera, Cynocephalidae. Gene Ontology annotation, biological process: cytoskeleton-dependent cytokinesis; regulation of exocytosis; intracellular protein localization. Bases 1 to 2955 code for a protein of 984 amino acids. The transcript is spliced from 14 exons. The record is from RefSeq and is a predicted model, not a curated record. Gene Ontology annotation, cellular component: sperm annulus; microtubule cytoskeleton; cell division site. Gene Ontology annotation, molecular function: GTP binding; GTPase activity; molecular adaptor activity.
AUGAUCAAGACAAAUAAAACUGGACCCAAGGUAGCAGUUUCAGCACAGAGAGGGGCUGAGGUUACUAGCACAGCCCCUCAGCGGGGACAUGGGUACAUUCUUGCCUCGAGCCAGCAAAGUGCUGCAGUCUCCAUGAGCCCUUCCCACAGAAGGUCAGAAGCUGCACACGCGACAUCAGACUAUGCUCGAUCUCACUCUCUCCAGUCAGGGCCCAGCCUCUAUGCAGCACCCACUCCUCAGGGAACCGAGACCCGGCCAAGAACAGAAACACCCCGCCAUCCCUCUAUUCAGCGAAAGGUCCAGCAAACUCAGACACCGGCUUCCCAUGCUGUAAGCGUACAUCAGAAUUUUAGUCCACUCAGAGAGGAAGCAAUACGAAGAGGUGUUGAGAACAAGCCAGGACGUGCCUUAUCAACCCCAGAUGCCAAACCCUCUCAUCGGUUGAGUUUUGUAGACCAGAAGGAGAACUUACAAGUUUCACAUGAGGAGGACCCACCCUCCAAGGUCCAGAAUCCCCAAGGAGUCAGAGGUCCCCGUAGGAUUUCAGCUCACCCAAAGGAUGAAGCAGUACAAACUGAACCCAUCCGAAGGAUUUUGACUGUUGGUGGGGGCAGAUCUUCAAGGAGUCACUCUACCCCAGAGCACAGUGGCAGGCAUGCCUGUGUAGACCAUUGGACAGCCCAGAGAAAGAUCACUGGCCAGGAGCCGGAAAUGGGUCCUCACAGCUCAAUUCCUUCAGAAUCCAAGGCCUUGCAUAAAAAUCUGAACUUGGAAUCGUCCCUCAAACUCUCUGUCCUUAGAAAUUUAGAUGGUGGACACCAAGUUUCUGUGCGUUCAGAGCCUGAGACUCUCCGAAAGCAUUCUGCCUACCCCGAAACCAAGCCAUCCACAAAGGUCUUAAUACCAUCCAAGAAGGAGUCCAAUGUGAGGUUCCCAACACGAGGAGAAAGUGAGGUUGGCCGCAGGGUCACCAUCUGCCCCAAUGAACAGUUAAUACAGUCAACAAAAAGUAUGUCACCUCGAUCAGUAUCUGAGGGCCCCCGCAAACCUUCCACGUUUGUCACUCCAGAGCCCAUCUAUAAACAGCAAGUCCAAAGGCCUGCAGGAAAUACCUACAUGUCCCCAGGACCCCCACUUAGGUAUUCAGAACUCUCCCAAAAGCCCUCCAUUCAUGAAGAACUGGAACUGACCCCUCGGCCCUUACCCCCUCGGUCUUUACCUAGGUAUGGGCCUGACUCCUCCUGGUGGGCCUUACUGAAUCCUGAAGUUGAAAUUCCUCAAAGCAGGCCAACAACACCUGAUUUUGAGCCUAAGUCCCCUCCUCCCCUAGACCCUUUUUUGUCCUUUUUUGAAACGGACCCAAGCCCUUACUAUGAAGAUGUGGUGUUCCAGAGAGAGAAGACAAGCCCACCACCACCACCAUCACCAAAGGAGUCUCCAAGCCAGUCACCACAGAUGGAAGUGCCACAGGUCUCCAAGUAUACCUGUAAACAACCCAAACAAAGGUUUAGUGCUUUCUUUCUGGAUGUCUCCGAGGAAAUGUACAAUCGUGUCAUCUGGUGGCUAAAAGAUGAGGAGAUCAAGCGUUUCCUGGAGGACACCACGGAUGAUGCAGAACUGAGCAAGUUUGUGAAGGAUUUCCCAGGAAGCGAGAGCUGCCACUCACCGGAAGCCAAGACCUGGGUUUCCAGGCCCCAAAUCCCGGAUCCAAGUCCCCAGGCCCCGGACCUCUAUGAUGAUGAUCUGGAGUUCAGACCCCCCUCGUGGCCCCAGUCCUCUGACAGCCAGCAGUACUUCUGUGCCCCAGCCCCUCUCAGCCCCUCUGCCCGGCCCCGCAGCCCAUGGGGCAAGCUCGAUCCCUAUGAUUCCUCUGAGGAUGACAAGGAGUAUGUGGGCUUUGCGACUCUCCCCAACCAAGUCCACCGAAAGUCCGUGAAGAAAGGCUUUGACUUUACCCUCAUGGUGGCAGGAGAGUCUGGCCUGGGUAAAUCCACUCUUGUCAAUAGCCUCUUCCUCACUGAUCUGUACCGGGACCGGAAACUCCUCAGUGCUGAAGAGCGGAUCAUGCAAACCGUGGAGAUCACUAAGCAUGCAGUGGACAUAGAAGAGAAGGGUGUGAGGCUGCGGCUCACCAUUGUGGACACACCUGGUUUUGGGGAUGCAGUCAACAACACAGAGUGCUGGAAGCCUGUGGCAGAAUACAUCGACCAGCAGUUUGAGCAGUAUUUCCGAGAUGAGAGUGGCCUGAACCGCAAGAACAUCCAAGACAACAGGGUGCACUGCUGCCUGUACUUCAUCUCACCCUUCGGCCACGGGCUCCGGCCAUUGGAUGUUGAAUUCAUGAAGGCUCUGCAUCAGAGGGUCAACAUCGUGCCUAUCUUGGCUAAGGCGGACACACUGACACCUCCUGAAGUGGACCACAAAAAACGCAAAAUCCGGGAGGAGAUUGAGCGCUUUGGAAUCAAGAUCUAUCAGUUUCCAGAUUGUGACUCUGAUGAGGAUGAGGACUUCAAAUUACAGGACCAAGCCCUAAAGGAAAGCAUCCCAUUUGCAGUCAUUGGCAGCAACACUGUGGUAGAGGCCAGAGGGCGGCGAGUUCGGGGCCGACUGUACCCCUGGGGCAUUGUGGAAGUGGAAAACCCAGGGCACUGCGACUUUGUGAAGCUGAGGACAAUGCUGGUGCGUACCCACAUGCAGGACCUGAAGGAUGUGACACGGGAGACCCAUUAUGAGAACUACCGGGCACAAUGCAUCCAGAGCAUGACCCGCCUGGUGGUGAAGGAACGGAAUCGCAACAAACUGACUCGAGAGAGUGGUACCGACUUCCCCAUCCCUGCUGUCCCACUAGGGACAGAUCCAGAAACUGAGAAGCUUAUCCGAGAGAAAGAUGAGGAGCUGCGGCGGAUGCAGGAGAUGCUACACAAAAUCCAAAGACAGAUGAAGGAGACCCAUUAACUGGCUUUCAGCCCUGGAUAUUUAAAUCUCCUCCUCUUCUUCCUACCCAUGCCAGCCCCUCCCAGCACCAGCUCUGCUCAGGCCCCUGCAGCUACUGCCAUCGCCUUACAUCCCCGCGGACUCCCCAGAGACUCAGAGGAAAUACAGUUUAAUAAAUCUAUGGGUGGCUUCUGG